AACCUCACUCUGAGGUGUUUUCUCUUUGGACGUUUGUGGGUGGAAAAAUGAGGAGUAAUGACUUUAAUAGUCGUCUGCUGAACAUAUUUAUUGCAAUAAGUGCAUUCUCACUGGGAACAUUCAUCGCUCUGAUGAUGGUCAGUGAGAAAUUGGUGGACAAAGCAUCUGUGCAAGACUUCCAAGCAGGGAGCUUGAGAGACAACAUUGCUCCAAAGAAACCCCAUCACUUCCUGGUGAUUCUGGUGGCAACUGCGGCCGGAAAUGUCCCACAAAGGAAUGCCAUGAGAGAGACAUGGUUCAAGAAUGGAUAUCUCUGGAAAUCGGACAUUCCUUACGACCCGAAUGCUGUUUAUAUUCCUCUCUACGAUCCGGAGACGGGAUUUAUUCGUCCGGAGACUCCAGACAUUCAGUCGUACAGUUUGAGUGUGUACAGAAAGUGGCAUGCGAAGUACAAAACCAUCAACCCAGAACUGGACGGUCAGAAGAUGGGCAACAUUUCGCUUGCGCACUACUUUGCGAUUGGAACGGCAGGUUUGAGUGCUUCGGAAGUGACGGAAUUGAAGGAAGAAGAGAGGAAGCAUGGAGAUAUUCUUAUGCUGGACAGCAUCUGGGAUAGUUAUGGCAAUUUAACGAGGAAAUUGCUGGAGAGUUUCCACACAUUAGAUGAGAAGUUCAGCUUUGACUAUCUGCUGAAGUGUGAUGAUGAUACUUUUGUGGAUUUGGCAAUCUUGCUCCAGGACUUGCAGAGUUAUCACACACAGCUGAAGAUUGUGUAUGAGAAGAGGAAGAAUCUGGGCCCCAUUCCGAGGCUCUACUGGGGAUACUUUCACGGCAGGGCGCAUGUAAAGACAGCCGGUCAGUGGAAGGAGCAGAACUACGAUCUCUGCGAUAGGUAUCUGCCUUAUGCUCUUGGCGGAGGCUAUGUCGUGUCUGGGAACAUCGUGAGACAGUUAUCGCAGCAGAAGGAUGUUCUGAAGGUGUUCAAGAGCGAGGAUAUCUCGGUGGGAAGCUGGCUUGCGCCCUUCAGGGAUGUUUAUCGUCGACACGACGUGCGUUUCGACACAGCAUUCAUGGCCAGAAAGUGCCAAAGCUACCAUAUAGUGCUUCACAAGCGCUCGGCUGAGGACAUGAGGCAUUUUCAGAGUGGCUUUACAUGCUCCCAGAUCCAGAAUGACGCCAUCAGACGACCAAAGGAGUACUUUUACAAUUGGCAAAAGCCACCGACUCAGUGCUGCGAUAUCUCUGUCAAUUGACGAGAAAUUCCCCCUAAUUGAUUGUUUUGCUGCCUUUCUCUCUUCCUCCGUCAGGCGGUUCGAGCAAGCAAUAGAUGUGAUAUCAGUCCACGGAGGCCGAUACUCGCUGGUGAG
Molecule: messenger RNA, 1367 nt
Organism: Phlebotomus argentipes
Lineage: Eukaryota; Metazoa; Arthropoda; Insecta; Diptera; Psychodidae
Gene: beta3GalTII
Product: beta-1,3-galactosyltransferase 6
Exons: 1
Coding region: 48-1253 (401 amino acids)
Biological process (GO): glycosaminoglycan biosynthetic process
Cellular component (GO): membrane
Molecular function (GO): UDP-galactosyltransferase activity
Source: RefSeq, a predicted model, not a curated record